Molecule: messenger RNA, 2031 nt
Organism: Drosophila takahashii
Lineage: Eukaryota; Metazoa; Arthropoda; Insecta; Diptera; Drosophilidae
Gene: Ice2
Product: Interacts with the C terminus of ELL 2
Biological process (GO): positive regulation of transcription by RNA polymerase III; snRNA transcription by RNA polymerase III; snRNA transcription by RNA polymerase II
Cellular component (GO): transcription elongation factor complex
Source: RefSeq, a predicted model, not a curated record
AUGGAGAAGGACACUCCUUUGUACGAGGGAAACUCUAUCUUCCGGAACCAGCCGUCGUACAAGGUCUUCAACAAAUCCUUCGAGCACGUGGACGAUGCACUCUACACAUUUCUGAAUGAGGUGGAUCCCGAUGUGCUGCGACAGGAGCUCCAGGAAACCGCCGAAGUGUUCAAAUCCUUCGAUCGGAACACAGCCUUGAAGGAUCCCCGCAACGAUCAGGUUCCAGAGAGUGCAAUUUGCGACCUUUCCAGCGGAGAAACCGGCUACAGUUUUCCCAAUCCUUUAGAUCAGCACUCCGAGUUGAAUCUCAAGCAGCAGGCCGCCUGCAUGCGAGUGCUUCUCUCCUGGCAGCGAAGCGAACCCGUCGACGAGGAGGAUUUCGUGGUGUGGCAGGCCACAGAGAAGAAGCGCUGCAACGAGCAACAGCGGGUGCAAAAACACAUCCAUGAUUACGAGCUGGGACGCAAGGAAAUCAUCUAUGCGCCCAUGAAGAGUUUAGUUGCCAUCUACAGAAAGUGGUAUGAAUUGAGUAUAAGGAAACUGCUAAACUCACAUCUUAACGAAUCAUAUGUGACCUUCUCGGGUCUGCCACAGUUGUCCCAGUGCAAGAGCCUCAAUUCUCAGACCGUCAGCAUGGAGCAAGUGGAACUGGAGAGGAUUGUGGGGAGGGUGAGGCUCUGGCCAGAGGUGGAACUUACCCAGGAGGCCCUUUCCACCUUAAGAGUACGCUUAGAUCGCUACGCGGUUAGGGAAAUUAAGGAGUCAGCUAAGUUACUAUGUGAGGAAGAUAAAACCCUGGAAUUGGAAGCCCACAAUAUCUACGUGCUGCCUCUAGAUUCUCUUUUAAUGCUGCUAACGACUGGUUCAUAUAUUGACCUGCCCACAGAAAUGUUUCUUAGCCUAAGAGAAUCCCCAAAAAGUAGUCAUAAAUGUAUGGAAUUUAAGUCUCCAUUUCCCGCCCGAAAUUGUGGCUGGCAUACAAACAGUUUGAUCUUGAAGCAGGCUUUUGGGAGCUUUAUUUCCCAGCCUGGACAAGCCAAGUGGCUAGAUUUUGAAUCAAGUGGAGCAGUCAAGGAAGUACCUGAUAAGAUUACCUGUGAUAUGCCUUCUACCGAUCUUCAAAUGGCCUACAAACCCCAAUCAAUUGAUCAACAAUCUUCAGACAUAAUAGAUGCCACCACCAACAGCGCUUUAGUUAGUUGGAGUCUUAGAUGUAAAAGCGAAGGUGAUGACAACAAAGACUUUCAAAUCUUUACCACUUUACCCAUACCAGCGGUUAAUGAUUUUAAAAGCAGGAAACCACUUGGAUGCCACUUAAUCAAGCUAGAGAACAAACCAGACUCUGGCUGUGAGAUUAUGUCCAAAUACGAGUUGAUAAGUGCCUGGCUGCAGCUAAAACUCCUCCAGUCGGAGGUAGGUCACUGCACCCGCAUCUCGCUGCGAGACUUUAGGCCCAUGCUGGAGGAGAAACUGACGCUGAUUUCCUUGGAGCAACAGCUGCAUGACUACUACAACACGAGCAUGCCGCAAUUACUAUCCAAUUUGUACGAGUUCCUUAAGCUACUGGACACGGUGCCGUGUGGGGAAUACCUGCUGCGAUAUUCACCCAAGUACAAGGAUAAAUUCCUGCUAUGCAAUGUCAUUAAGGAGGCCACUGCCCAAAGCUUCCAGCUGCACCAACUCCUCACGGAAACCAUUCCCAGUGACCAGAUCUUCCUCACCCAAAGCAGUUACCUUCCCAUUUCGCCCACUCACUGUGGCCGCCUGCACGAGGAACUGCAGCUGCUGCCCUGCGCCUUUCCAGCUAAGGCCAAUGGUCGGUCCGUCCAACGUAAGAAGGUGGCUUUGCCCAAGCCAGAGCCCGUCAGACAAGCUCCAGCCAGGAGGCAAACAUUCAGGAAGUGGACGGAUGCCGAAACUGCUGCAUUUCGUAGACGUUGCAAGUCCGAGCAAAAGACUCGAGCAAGGGCUCGCAAAAGAGCGGCUGCUAAAGACGAAAAAGUCCAAAUGGAGAAGAUAAUGACGCUGUGA